Molecule: messenger RNA, 5892 nt
Organism: Auanema sp. JU1783
Lineage: Eukaryota; Metazoa; Nematoda; Chromadorea; Rhabditida; Rhabditidae
Source: the annotation of a GenBank genome assembly
AUGGAACUUGAAUCGGACCUGCGCUAUCUGCAGGUUCAACGUCAAGCUGUUGCAGAUCCUACCCGUGCUGCAGAAUGGGCUGGAAAAAAGCUAUGUUGGGUUCCUCAUGAAACUGAAGGAUUUGUUUUAGGAUCGAUUAAAAACGAAACAAAUGAUGAGGUCGUAGCAGAAAUUUGCGAAACAGGCAAAGUUGUUACAAUCAGUAAAGAUGAUAUUCAAAAAGCAAAUCCUCCAAAGUUCGACAAGGUCGAAGAUAUGUCAGAACUAACAUAUUUGAAUGAAGCGUCCGUCUUGCAUAAUUUGAAGGAACGCUAUUUCAGUUCAUUGAUUUACACUUAUUCGGGUCUUUUCUGUGUAGUUAUUAAUCCAUAUAAACGAUUGCCAAUAUAUUCUGAUAAAUUAAUCGAAGAAUUCCGUGGAAAGAAGAGACAUGAAAUGCCUCCACACAUCUUCGCUAUUGCCGAUUGUGCCUAUAAAUCUAUGCUUCAAGAGCGUGAAGAUCAAUCUAUUCUCUGUACUGGAGAAUCUGGAGCAGGAAAAACAGAAAACACCAAGAAAGUUAUUCAAUACUUAGCUCAAGUGGCUGGAGUAACAAAGUGUAAGCAGUACUCUACCGUCACACCAGCAAAGGGAGAAUUAGAGCAGCAACUUCUUCAAGCUAAUCCCAUUCUCGAAGCCUUUGGUAACUCCAAAACAGUCAAGAAUGACAACUCUUCCCGUUUCGGAAAGUUCAUCAGAAUCAACUUUGAUAUGUCUGGAUAUAUCUCUGGAGCAAAUAUUGAAUUUUAUCUUCUCGAAAAGUCCAGAACACUACGACAAGCUUUAGAUGAGCGUAGUUUCCAUAUCUUUUAUCAAUUCCUUCGUGGAACAAACAGUGAAGAGAAGAAUUAUUACUUAUUGGAAGAUAGUGCUGACAAGUACCGGUUUUUGGUUAACGGAAAUAUUACUCUUCCAAACGUUGAUGAUGCUCAAGAAUAUCAUAAUACAUUAAAAUCAAUGAGAAUAAUGGGUUUCCAUGAAGAUGAAAUUAAAUCUGUAUUCCGCAUUGUUUCUGCCGCUAUGUUGAUGGGUAACUUGGAAUUUGUUCAAGAAAAGAAAUCAGACCAAGCUAUCCUUCCUGAUGACAGAGUAAUGCAAAAAGUGUGUCAUCUAUUGGGAUUGCCAGUUAUUGAGCUCACAAAGGCAUUCUUACGUCCAAGAAUCAAAGUCGGACGCGAAUAUGUUAACAAAGCUCAAAACAAGGAUCAAACUGUGUUUGCUGUCGAAGCUAUCAGUAAAGCAUGUUAUGAACGAAUGUUCAAGUGGCUGGUUGGUAGAAUCAACAAAUCAUUAGAUCGCACACGAAGACAAGGAGCAUCUUUCAUCGGAAUCUUGGAUAUUGCUGGUUUUGAAAUCUUCGAUAUUAACUCUUUCGAACAAUUGUGCAUUAAUUACACAAAUGAGAAGCUUCAGCAGUUAUUCAACAACACCAUGUUUGUAAUGGAACAAGAAGAAUACCAAAGAGAAGGAAUUGAUUGGCAGUUCAUUGACUUUGGAUUAGAUCUUCAGCCAACUAUUGAUUUGAUCGAGAAGCCAAUGGGUAUUCUUGCUCUUAUUGAUGAGGAAUGUCUUUUCCCUAAAGCUACUGAGAAGACACUUGUUAACAAGUUGCACAAAACUCAUACUCCACAUCCAAAGUUCAUCGUUCCUGACAUGAGAGCUAAAUCUGACUUCGCUGUUGUUCACUACGCAGGCAGAGUAGAUUAUUCUGCCGAUCAGUGGCUUAUGAAGAAUAUGGAUCCAUUGAACGAAAAUGUUGUUCAACUUCUUCAAAACUCUACUGAACCUUUUGUUUGUGGAAUGUGGAAAGAUGCUGAGUUUGCCGGUAUUUGUGCUACAGAAAUCAAUGAGACAGCUUUCGGAGCUAGAUCAAAGAAGGGAAUGUUCAGAACUGUGUCACAUUUGCAUAAAGAGCAGUUGUCACGCUUGAUGACUACUCUUAGAAACACAAGCCCUCACUUUGUUCGUUGUAUCAUUCCUAAUCACGAGAAGAAGGCAGGAAAAAUCAACUCCAUGCUCGUUCUCGAACAGUUGCGUUGCAAUGGAGUCUUAGAAGGAAUUCGUAUUUGCCGUCAAGGAUUCCCUAAUCGUAUACCAUUCCAAGAGUUCCGUCAACGUUAUGAACUCCUCACACCUAAUGCCAUUCCUAAAGGCUUCAUGGAUGGUAAAGAAGCAGUCAAAAUGAUGAUUGAAGCUUUAGACAUCGAAUCUAAAUUGUACAGAAUUGGACAAUCCAAAAUCUUUUUCAGAACAGGAGUAUUAGCUCAUUUGGAAGAGGAAAGAGAUUUGAAGUUAACGGAUUUGAUUAUUCAAUUCCAAGCAGAAUGUAGAGCUUACUUAGCUCGCCGACUUUAUCUCAAGAGAAUGCAACAAUCUAAUGCUAUAAGAGUUCUCCAACGAAACGGUCUGGCUUGGCUAAAACUGAGAAACUGGCAAUGGUGGAGACUAUUCACUAAGGUGAAGCCAUUAUUGACUGUUAUCAAUCAUAAUGCUGCAAUGGCUGCUAAAGAAGAUGAGCUCAAGAUUUUGAAAGAGAAACUGGACAAGAUAGAAGUUGAACAAACAGAAUACAAUACCCGAAUGGAACAAUUGAUGGCAGAACGUAACAUCCUUCAAGAACAGUUACAGCAGGAAGCUGAUGGAAGUGCUGAGCUGGAAGAAACCAAAAACAGAUUAAGUAUAAAGAAAAAUGAAUUGGAAGAAUUGGUCACUGAAAUGCGUGAGCGCAUAAUGGAAGAAGAACAACGCGUUCAAAACAUGAAUGACGAGAAACGAAAGUUAUCUGAAACUGUCAGAGAUCUUGAAGAGCAGUUAGAGCAAGAAGAACAAGCCAGACAGAAAAUGCAACUCGAUAAAGUCAAUGCUGAUCAACGAGCUAAAACUGUUGAAGCUAAAUUGGUCGAGAUGCAAGACGCCUGGGAUAAAAUCAGUAAAGAGAAGAAGUUCCUGGAUGACAGAGUCCAUCAAUUGACUAACCAAUUAAAUGAAGAAGCUGAGAGAGCAAAGACUGUAGGAAAACAGAAAGGAAAGAUGGAGAAUCAUGUUCAGUUGGUUGAACAAGAACUUCAAAGAGAGAGACAACUCCGCACUGAUCUCGAACAUAAUAAGCGGAAACUUCUUGGUGAAUUAGAAGAAAGCAGAGAGGCUGUCGACAAAAAACAGAGCAAAAUGGAUGAGCUUCAUGCUCAGUUAUUGAAAAGAGAGGAGGAAUCUUCACAAUUGCUUACAAAGGGAGAUGAAGAUACAGCUACAAUUAACUCUCUUCAAAAACAAAUCCGCGAUCUUCAUGGUGCCGUUGAUGAGAUCAAUGAAGAUUUGGAGGCAGAAAGAAAUUUGAGAGCAAGAGCAGAAACUUUGAGAAGAGAAGCUCAAACACAGUUAGAACGUGUGAAAGAAGAUAUGCUCGACAAAGUUGGUGAAACCAGUGUCUUACAAGACAUCAUGAAGAGAAAGGAGGACGAAGUGAAGGAGUUGAAAAAUCUCUUGACGUCCACAUCAGGAGCAAUGGACCACAAGCUCGAAGAGCAAAAAACUAAAUAUGUCAAAACGAUCGAAGAUCUCCACGAACAGAUUGAACAGCAGAAAAAGAUAAGAUCACAGCUAGAGAAAGCAAGACAAGAAACUGAACAACAAAGGGAAGAAUUGGCUCACGCUCUCUCUGAAUCCCAGUCAUCUAGAUCAGAAUCCGAAAAGAAGAGGAAACAAGUUGAGCAACAACUAUUGGAUGUUCAAUACCAACUUGGCGAUGCUGAGAUGAUGCGUAAAGUUUCUCAAGACCAAUUUGAGAAAAUGAAAGAAGAGAUGGAAGCCUUAACCAGAAACGCGGAAAGCAGUGACUUACAGUUAAUCGUUCUUCAAAGACGAAUUCUUGCCCUCGAAGAAGAAAUCGCACAACUCACUCAACAAGUUCAAGAUGAAAAUAGAGCUAAAAUAGCUAGCAUGACACGGGUCAAUCAGCUUGAACAAGAACAGAGAGAACUUUUGGAGGACAAGGAACAAGUUGAAAUCGCUAAGCAGCAAUUGGAGAAGGAAGUUCAAAACCUUAGAGCUCAAAUCCUUGACAGCAGACGUAAAGUUGAAGAAGCUCUUGCUCAAGACGAACAGAAAAAACGUCUCCAACGAGAUGUUGAAGCUCUUCAUAGUCAACUUAGUGAGAGUGAAGCUCAGAGAGAGCGCAUUCAACAAAGCAAGAAGAAAAUGCAGCUUGAGUUGGAUGAUGCCAUCAUUGAGUUAGAAAACUUCCGAUCUGCCCAAAGAGAUCUCGAUAAGAAACAGAAGAAAUUCGAUCAAUUGUUGAAUGAAGAGAGAAAUAAUGUACAAAGAGUUAUAAUCGAGAGAGACGCUUUCGCUCAAGAGUCUCGAGAUCGUGAAACUAAGAUUUUAUCUAUGGUGAAUGAGAUUGAGGAUUUGAAGGCUGAGUUAGAAAAUAAUGAACGCGUUCGAAGAACUCAGCAGUUAGAGCUCGAACAAUUUAUAUCCUCUAAAGAUGAUGUUGGAAAGAAUGUUCAUGACUUGGAAAAAGCUAAACGUCAAUUGGAGCAAGACUUAGCCGAUCUACGGGCAACAAAUGAAGAGUUAGAAGACGCAGUGCAAAUAUCGGAAGAUGGAAGAUUACGUCUUGAAGUGAACCUACAAGCUUUAAAGGCUGAGCAGGAACGUACUCUUUCCUCUAAAGAUCAAGAAUCUGAAGAAAAGAGAAGACUCUUAACAAAACAAUUAAGAGAAAUGGAAAUAGAGUUAGAAAAUGAAAAACGGGUGCGAACUGGAGCUUUGGCCCAGAGAAAGAAGAUGGAAGGUCAAAUUGCGGAACUUGAGCAACAAUUAGAAGCUGCCAAUAGAUUACGGGAUGACUAUUUGAAACAACUCCGCAAAAACCAGCAAAUGAUGAAAGAGUAUCAACAUGAUAGCGAAGAGGCCAGACAAACAAAGGAAGAUAUUUCUGCUCAUUUAAGAGAAGUUGAAAGACGAUUAAGAUCUGCUGAAACUGAGAUCAAAACUCUGAAAGAAAGUAAUGAAACACUUUUGAACCAGAAGAAACAUUUGGAAUUGGCAUUGGAAGAACUUGAAGAGUCUCGCAGCCGAGGAGGAUCUGGUUAUCCCGAUGAAAAACGACGAUUAGAACAGAAAAUUGCAAUGUUGGAAGAAGAGCUGGAUGAAGAACAGAGCAACUCAGAGAUCGCUCUAGACAAACAGAGAAAGGCUCAGCUUCAAGUCGAACAGUUAACAACCGAACUUUCUAUGGAAAGAUCUAACUUACAAAAAACCGAAGGAGAAAGGAUAAACUUAGAAAGACAAAACAGAGAAUUCAAGGCUAAGAUUGCUGAAUUGGAAUCAACUGCUCAAUCGAGAAUCAGGGCUCAAAUUAGCGCUCUUGAAGCCAAAAUACAACACAUGGAAGAGCAAUUACAGACUGAAGGAAUAGAGAGAACCACAGCUGUUAGGAAUAUGAAACGUUUCGAAAAACGUGUUGUAGAUUUACAACAGCAAUUGGAAGAUGAGAGAAGAAAUGUUGAACAACAGAAAGAAAUGGUGGAAAGAACUAAUUUAAGAAAUAGAGCACUUCGUCGCCAGCUGGAUGAGAUGGAAGAGGAGAUGACUAGAGAAAGAACAAAGGGACGAAACCAAGCUCGCGAAAUCGACGAUCUGCAUGAAGCCGUUGAUACUUUAACGAGAGAAACUAAUAGCUUAAGAGGUGGAAAGUCCAGAGUUACUCGUGAAAAUAUAAGGAUGAGAUCAACAUUCGCUAUUCCCGGUUCCAGUGAAAACCUUCCAAAAAAUGAGGACGAAGACAGUAUAGAUACAGAAGAAUCAACUUCUAAUUUAGCCGAUGAUUCAAAAAAAGCAAUUGUUUAA